GCCUCCCCUCGGCUCAGCCAGGCGCGGUAGGGUGUGAUUUUCCUGUUCGCGCCUGCGGGGCAAGGACCUUCGCCGCUGGCCUCCUUUUCGUGAUACUCGGUGAUCUCACUGACAAUUGUUUAUCAUCAAAACUAGGAAAAUAAUUAGGAAUGGCUGUGGAGGAACUUCAGAGCAUAAUAAAAAGAUGUCAAAUCCUAGAAGAGCAUGAUUUUAAAGAAGAAGAUUUUGGCCUCUUUCAGUUAGCAGGCCAAAGAUGCAUUGAAGAUGGUCAUAUAAACCAGCUGCUAGAGAUUAUUCAAGAUGAAAAGAACAAGACCAUCAUUAAGUCUAUGGGGUGGAACCUUGUUGGUCCUGUUGUUCGAUGCCUCCUGAGGGGCAGAGAAGAGGAUAAGAGAGAAGAGUGUUCUCUGAUAUUUGAUUUGCUGGUGAAGUUGUGUAAUCCAAAGGAAUUGUUGUUGGGUUUGCUUGAACUCAUUGAAGAGCCCUCCGGAAAACAGAUUUCCCAAAUUAUUCUUCUUUUACUGCAACCAUUACAAACAGUUAUUCAGAAACUUCCUAACAACAAGGCAUACUCCGUUGGACUAGCAUUGUCAACACUUUGGAGUCAGCUGUCUCUUCUUCCCGUUCCACACUCAGAAGAACAAAUUCAGGCAGAUGAUUAUGGCCUUUGUCAGUGUUGCAAAGCCUUGAUAGAGUUCACAAAACCUUUUGUGGAAGAAGUAAUAAGUGAUAAAGAAAACAAAGAAAAUGCAAAACUAAAAGAUGAAUUACUGAAAUUUUGUUUCAAAGGCUUGAAAUGCCCUUUGCUGACAGCACAAUUCCUCGAACAGUCAGAAGACGCUGGAAAUGACCCUUUUCGGUGUUUUGCAUCUGAAAUAAUAGGAUUUUUAUCAAAAAUUGGACACCCUGUCCCCCAAAUUAUUCUUAAUCAUGGAAGGAAAAAAAGGACUUGGGAUUACCUUGAAUUUGAAGAAGAAGACGACAAACAACUGGCAGAGUCUGUGGCUUCUCUGACAUAUCUAGUAUUUGUUCAGGGCAUCGGUAUUGAUCAGCUUCCCAUGGUCUUAAGCCCAUCAUACCUUUUGCAGUUGAACAUGGAGCAUAUUGAAGUGUUUCUGCAAAGAACAGAACAGUCUAUUUACUCCAAAGGAUUGGAACUUCUGGAGACGAGCUUAUUGAGAUUAGAAGACAACAGCCUGUGUUAUCAGUACUUAGAAAUCAAGAGUUUUCUUGCUGUGCCUCAGGGCUUAGUCAAAGUUAUGACACUCUGCCCCAUUGAGACACUGAGGAAAAAAGGUUUAUGUAUGCUUCAGCUGUUUAUUGACAAGUUGGAUUCACAAGGCAAAUAUACAUUGUUUAGGUGCUUACUAAAUACAAGUAAUCACUCAGGUGUGGAAGCCUUUGUAAUUCAAAAUAUCAAAAAUCAGAUUGAUUUAUCAUUUAAGAAAACAUAUAACAAAUGGUUUGCAGGAGCACAGCUGAUCUCUCUGUUAGACCUGGUCCUGUCUCUCCCUGAGGGCGCUGAGACAGAUUUACUGCAGAACUCAGACAGGAUUAUGGCUUCAUUAAAUUUAUUGAGGUAUUUGGUUAUCAAAGAUAAUGAAGAUGACAAUCAAACUGGAUUAUGGACAGAACUUGGAAAAAUUGAAAAUAACUUUCUAAAGCCACUUCAUAUAGGACUUAAUAUGUCAAAAGCACAUUAUGAAGCAGAAAUUAAAAACAGCCAACAAAAUAACCAAGUAGCCUCGAUGUGUAAAGGUGUUUGUUCCGUGACUGUAGGUGGAGAAGAAAUCCCUACCAUGCCUCCUGAAAUGCAGCUUAAGGUCUUACAUUCCGCUCUCUUCACAUUUGACUUGAUUGAAAGUGUUCUGGCUCGAGUAGAAGAACUCAUUGAAAUCAAAUCAAAGUCUACCUCUGAAGAAAAUGUUGGGAUAAAGUAAAGGUUCUAUUUCAUAAAUAAAAACCAACAAAAUGCUGGUUUUCAUUAUAUUUUA
Molecule: messenger RNA, 1994 nt
Organism: Mus pahari (shrew mouse)
Lineage: Eukaryota; Metazoa; Chordata; Mammalia; Rodentia; Muridae
Gene: Glmn
Product: glomulin, FKBP associated protein
Exons: 19
Coding region: 150-1940 (596 amino acids)
Cellular component (GO): cytoplasm
Molecular function (GO): ubiquitin-protein transferase inhibitor activity
Source: RefSeq, a predicted model, not a curated record